This is a messenger RNA of Pygocentrus nattereri (red-bellied piranha), 1283 nucleotides long. RefSeq names its product small nuclear ribonucleoprotein 48 (U11/U12) (gene snrnp48). NCBI's taxonomy places the organism in Eukaryota, Metazoa, Chordata, Actinopteri, Characiformes, Serrasalmidae. The transcript has 9 exons. The coding region runs from base 81 to 1103 and encodes 340 amino acids. The record is from RefSeq and is a predicted model, not a curated record. Gene Ontology annotation, cellular component: cytosol; nucleoplasm; U12-type spliceosomal complex.
UCAUCAGAGGUCAUGGUUAGCUAGCGGAGCUCGGCGGGGCUGUUUGCGGUUUUUUGUCUUUCUCCUGUUCAGAAGCAAAAAUGUGUGCAGAGUUUACUUCAGAAGGCGCCCAGGAUCGUUUACGGAGUUUGCAGGAGCUGACAGAGUUUACAGAAAGCUGCCGCGGGCAGCUGGCAGAGGUGUUCAGCGCGCUGGGAUGGGAGCCGGACUGCGAGACUAACUCACAGCAGGAGAAGAUGGAUGUGUGUUGCUAUGAUGCAAAUCACACAGUUCCCUGUAGGAGUAUGGAGAAACACAAAGCAACAUGCCAGCUCUUCCAGUUAGGAUACUCCAAAGAGGAUCAGGCAGAGAUGUGUGAUCCAUCCUUCUGCUAUGAGAGGGCUAACAUUCCCAGCAUAAAACUGGAUAAACAUGAACAACAGCAGGUAAUCCUGCAGGCCCGGGCGAGGGUGCCUCCUGUUCCAUCUGCAGGAUUCUACUGCCAGAGUGAUUACUCCACUGAUCCUGCAGAUGUGCCACAGAACCACAAGCGAGCAGUUUGUGACCUCACAGUUGCUGACCGACUGGCUUUGUAUGAUCAUGUUAUUCAAAAGGCCGUCCAGCGGAGAGCAAACGGACAGGCGUCCAGCAAUGAGGAUCUUUACGUAGAUCUUGUCUCUAAGCUUAAUAAAGAUGAGGACCAGAGUGGCCCGAAGUCUCACCUUGAGGUUUUAGCUGAGAUGAGAGAUUACAAGAGACGCCGACAGUCGUACAGAGCAAAGAACGUUCACAUCACCAAGAAGUCUUACACAGAGGUUAUUCGUGAAGUGAUUGAUAUUCAUUCAGGGGAGCUAGCCAAACUGUGGCAGGAGGAGAAAGAGGAAGAGUCCAAAGCAGCACAACACCCCCACAGGAGGCCAUCAGGUGAAGGCCGUUCUGGGUCUAUUGAGUCACAUGAGUCUCACACAAGCUCCAGGGAAGAAAGAAGCUCCCACCACAGACGCCCCCGGAAACGCAGUCGUGAUCGUAGCCAAGAGAGGGAGAGCAAAAGCAGAAGAAGGGAUUCCCAUUCUCCUGACGAGAGACACCACAAGAAGAAAAAGAAGAAAAAGGACAAGUCAUGAAGUGUUUAGUUAUAUUUAGGUCAGACAACAGCAUGCGAUGAAUUCAGAUGCACUGAGUAUAAAGAAAUCUGUCCCAAGAAGGUAGAACUGUAUAUCAUUACCUGCCUUUUUUGCCCAUUUAGCUUUGUACAGUUUGAAUGGAAACGGCUAAAUAAAAUGAUUAAAUGAUAAAAUGAUAAA